Messenger RNA from Melitaea cinxia (Glanville fritillary), 1419 nucleotides. Its product is annotated as zinc finger protein with KRAB and SCAN domains 7-like. Gene Ontology annotation, biological process: regulation of DNA-templated transcription. NCBI's taxonomy places the organism in Eukaryota, Metazoa, Arthropoda, Insecta, Lepidoptera, Nymphalidae. The record is from RefSeq and is a predicted model, not a curated record. Gene Ontology annotation, molecular function: zinc ion binding; RNA polymerase II cis-regulatory region sequence-specific DNA binding; DNA-binding transcription factor activity, RNA polymerase II-specific. Gene Ontology annotation, cellular component: nucleus. The transcript has 3 exons. The coding region runs from base 79 to 1350 and encodes 423 amino acids.
AUGAAUUAAAUUUAUUUAUAGGAAUUGAUUAUAAAAAUUGUCUUUUAUAAAAUUUUCCCGCUGUAGAAAGGAACCACCAUGGACCUACUGAAGAAGAAAUUUCAUAUUCAAAUGGAUGUUUUUAAUUAUUUAUCGAAAAACGAAAUCAUAAAUAUAUGUCGUAUAUGUUUAAAAAAAGCACAUCAUGUAAAAAAUUUAUUCUCUGAACAAGAAGAGUCGAAAAGUAUAUUAAUCAAGAUUCACACAUGUUUCCAAAUAAUUUUAAACUUUGAAAAGUAUUUUCCUUCAGUAAUUUGUGAGAAGUGCUUAGAUGAAUUAAAUAUCGCAUACGAUUUUCGACAAAAGUGUGUAACCUUUGAAAAACGAUUUUCUAAUUUUUAUAAACAAUUAUCUGGGAAAUAUAAUGAUAAUAAUGAUAGUAAUGAGGUUGAAGAAAUUAAAACUGAGAAAGUUAUUGAGGAGACAUUGCCAUCAGUGUCCGAUAAACAAACAGAUGUACCAGUAGCCAAUCUUAUACAAAAUAAGUCUAGAUGUACAAUUUGCAACAAGGUACUAAAAACUCAGACAUCAUUAAUAAAGCAUAAAUAUUCUAUGCAUAUAAGAAGAAAACACCUCGGUAAAGUAACAGGGUUUGGGGCAGAUAGACGGUAUCAUUGUCCCAAGUGCUUGUAUAGCACUCCUCACAGUCAAACUCUAGUAAAUCAUAUGAGAAGGCAUAAUGGAGAUCGUCCUUAUCACUGUGAAUGUGGUAAAAGUUUUACACAAUCAUCAAGUUUAACAGCACAUCGUAAAACACAUAGUGAUACUACGAAUUAUACUUGUGCAAUGUGUGGAAAACAAUUUAAACAUGCCUUUUCAUUAAAAAAACAUUUAGAUGUUCAUGGAACUGGAAAAUAUUCAUGUGAUCUCUGCCAUAAACAGUUAAAAUCUAGACAAUCUUUACAAGACCAUAUGUAUCGCCAUUACAACAUAAGAAAUUAUAAUUGUGAAGAUUGUGGUGAUACAUUUGUUACUUGUUCAGAACUAAUAAAUCAUAAAAAAAAGCACAGCAAUAUAAAAAAGGUUGAAUGUCAUCUGUGUGGUUAUAAAACACACACUAAAAAGAAUCUAAUUAUUCACCUCAAAAGACAUGCUGGUGAUAAAUCUUGUAAAUGUGAUAAUUGUCACAUGUCUUUCUUCACAAAUGGUGAUCUACAACGCCAUAAACGUGUUCACACUAGGGAGAAGCCUUUUCCUUGCCCCACAUGUGCCCAAAGGUUUACACACAGCACAAGUCUCAACAAGCACAUGAAAUCUGUACAUGGUAUAAAUAGUAAGUGGGCAGAUAUUAAGUUCAAAGUACGAAAAUAAAGACUGACUCUUUGAAAUUGAUGUCAUUAUAUAAAUAUGUGAAGUUUUAAUAAAAGAAAUAUAUAGAUA